Labrus bergylta (ballan wrasse) is the source of this 2904-nucleotide messenger RNA. RefSeq names its product transmembrane serine protease 4a (gene tmprss4a). Gene Ontology annotation, biological process: proteolysis. Gene Ontology annotation, cellular component: membrane. Gene Ontology annotation, molecular function: protein binding; serine-type endopeptidase activity. The record is from RefSeq and is a predicted model, not a curated record. Lineage: Eukaryota; Metazoa; Chordata; Actinopteri; Labriformes; Labridae.
ACGUCCUUUCUCAGGCUGGAUAUCAAGUUUCACAAAUUACACACCUGUGUGGACAAAAGAGUUUGGGUGCCUCAACUAGAAGGGAGACCUUAGUUUAGUGGCUUUGACGGUAAAUUGUGGUGCUCGUGUGUGUGUGUGUGUGACAGAGAGAGAGAGAGAGAGAGAAACUGAUAUAAAAGGAGGUCACAGAUGUGGGAUGAAGGAACUAUGAAAUACGUUUCCAGUUCAAGCAAUUGAGGUCGGCUGAAGAAACUGAAGAAAGAUGCUGACUUUCUGACAGCAGGAAACUUGUUUUCCCCCCAACCUUCAGAUGCUUUCAUUGAACGCUGCUUUACAGACGACUGUCCAGGUGCCUGAGGAAAACGUUAGACCGCUGAAUCCAAGGCAGGCAGUGGUUCCGAGACCGGGCCGCCACAGAAGGCCCAUGACGGCCCCAAAGACUCAGAAGGAAAAGGCGUCUAAAAGGAAGAAAGUGUUACUGACUAUCCUAACAGUUGUGGUGUUACUGGGCAUACUGGCCACUGCGGCAUUCUUCAUAAAGAAUCUGAUUGACAGCAAAUACUUCUUCUGCAAGCGUUCUUUUAAGUUCAUCCCGUUGAGCAAAGCCUGUGAUGGCAAACAUGACUGCACAGGAGGGGAGGAUGAAAUAACUUGUGUGUCAAGCUUUAAAGCCAACACAACCUUUCCAGUGCGUCUCACGUCAAGUCGGCAUGUCCUGCAGGUGUACAGUGCCGGCACCGGUUGGCGUAGUGUGUGUAGUGACGACUGGACCGAGCAGCACACACAGACAGCAUGUAAACAGCUGGGAUACACAAAUAAACCUAAAAGCACCAGUGUCCCAGUGAACACCUUGCUGUCGUCCAUGAAAGCUGGACCAUUCACAGCUGUCCGUCCUAAAACUACAAGCACACCUUUACAUCAGGCUACCAUUGACCGCAGUGCAUGCAAAUCUGGAUCUGUGGUGUCUUUGUCCUGUUCAGACUGUGGCAAGGUGGGCUCUCAGGACCGUAUUGUUGGGGGUACAGAUGCUUUCAUUGAGGACUGGCCCUGGCAGGUUAGCCUGCAGCAGGGAGGAAGACAUACGUGUGGAGGCUCGCUGGUGUCACCGCGUUGGGUUGUCACUGCCGCUCACUGCUUUGCUGGCAGUAAGAAGGAGCUGAGUGGCUGGAAGGUGGUGUCAGGACGGACACAUUUGGGCACUCUGGGAGGUUCCACUGUGGACAGGAUAGUAUUGAAUGGAGACUACGACACAGCACGAAACGACUAUGACAUUGCCAUGAUGAGACUCAGCAGCCCGAUCAGCAUGGGAGAGUCCCAGAGGCCGGUCUGUCUACCUCCUAAAUCCUUUGGUCUGCAAGCGGGAGCUUCCAUGGCUGUGACCGGCUGGGGAUACCUGGAGGAAGACGGUAAUGUUUCUCCUACACUCCAGAAGGCCUCUAUCCCUCUGAUAGACCAGGCUAAGUGCUCCAGCCCCUCAAUUUAUGGCAGUUCCAUCACAGAGAGGAUGAUCUGUGCUGGUUUCCUGGAGGGGAAAGUGGACGCCUGUCAGGGGGACAGUGGGGGUCCUUUGGUGUACUUCAGCUCCUCUAAGUGGCAUCUGGUGGGAGUGGUGAGCUGGGGUGUUGGGUGCGCACGGAAAGGAAGGCCAGGUGUCUACUGCAACGUGGAAGUGGUGUCAAACUGGAUUCAAACAGUCAUUGAGAAAAAUCCCUGAGAUCCUCCGUGUGUGAUGAGCAGCCACCACCAGACUCCAGUCCAAUUGACCUUGGAAAAACUGUGAAACUAAAAAGAUUUGGUUUCAACGUGGCCGACUGAAGAUAGGAGAGAAAGUGAAAGAUGAGGAUCGAUCUCAGCUGCCACACAGGCUGUCCAACACAGCCAUAUGCCAAAAACACUACACACACACGUAAAAUCACACAAACUUAUUUCAGGUGUGCCAUUUCAGGUUCUAAUCUCAGGGAACAAGAAUAUUUAUGUUGUUGCCAUUGACAUAAGGGCUUAGCAAUAACUGUACAAACCUUUUUGUGCAGAUGUUUUAUUUACCAGACAGACAUACUGUUCUUUAUAUCAUGUGCUACGAUGCGCUAGGUGUGCAACGUUAUGUGAGGGGGUCAUGUGAUCUAAAAAACAAAAAAAAAGGUGACGGGAUAACCCUGUGCUUUAUUAAUGCUGGCAGACAUCAGUGUGAAGCCUCAGGUUAACAGUGCCAACAGAAGUGGACUUACCACAUUCAUGGUGCUGAUGUAAGUGCGUGUGCCUUUAAAAGGACAAAUGUACGCUUUUCAGUAUGAACGGUGCGUUUGCUCCACACCAUUGGUUUGAGCACUUUAUGUGGAAAUUGACAAAUACUUGACCUGUAUGUAUGUGGACAUGAUUCAAAUGUGCUGUUUGUAACUCAGAUCUUUGCUAUGCAUCAUCGUACCUCCAAAUUGAGUUCAAGUGCAAUCAGAAAUUGGGCGGUGUACCUUUUAAAAGACUUGCUCUUGGUCAGAAUGGACAUACAGAUAUAAGCAUCACUUCCAUAAAAAUGUAAAUGAGAAACAUUUAGUACAAUGUGUGCUCUCAGGUAAAACUGAAAAUGUAUCUCUUAAUGUCAAAGUUAUUAUUUCUUUAUAGCAAAGAGUACAUCAGUUAUCAAAGUGAUCCACAGAGCAUGACAAAAAACAGGCACUUUUGAGUGAAAGAAUCAUGGUGGACUUAUUGUAAUAUACUGUAAAAUCAACUAUCUGAUCAUGCAUAGCGUUUGUCUCAAUCUCUCAAUGCACCGUGGGGUGAGAGACACAAUGGAUAUCAUUUGACUGUAAAUAAGGUAGCAUAACAUUGGAGUGUAUAUAUGGUACAUUUUAUUGAUUUUAUAUGAACCUGUAUAUAGGCUGUAAAUGUAAUAAAACUUGGUAACCAGAA